Molecule: messenger RNA, 741 nt
Organism: Suncus etruscus (white-toothed pygmy shrew)
Lineage: Eukaryota; Metazoa; Chordata; Mammalia; Eulipotyphla; Soricidae
Product: serine protease 1
Exons: 5
Coding region: 1-741 (246 amino acids)
Biological process (GO): proteolysis
Molecular function (GO): serine-type endopeptidase activity
Source: RefSeq, a predicted model, not a curated record
AUGAAGACUCUCAUCUUCCUUGCUCUUUUGGGAGCUGCUGUGGCUUUCCCCGCUGACGACGAUGACAAGAUCGUCGGGGGUUACACCUGUGCCAGGAAUGCCAUCCCUUACCAAGUGUCUCUGAACUCUGGCUACCACUUUUGCGGAGGUUCCCUCAUCAAUGAACAGUGGGUGGUGUCCGCUGCUCACUGCUACAAGUCCCGCAUCCAGGUGCGUCUGGGAGAACACAACAUUGAGGUCCUUGAGGGCGGUGAGCAGUUCAUCAACUCCGCUAAGGUCAUCCGCCACCCCCAGUACAAUGCAAACAACAUUGACAAUGACAUUAUGCUGAUUAAGCUGAGCACCCCUGCCACCCUCAAUGCUCGCGUGGCCUCCGUUUCUCUGCCCAGUUCCUGUGCAGCUGCUGGCACCAAGUGUCUCAUCUCUGGAUGGGGAAACACUCUGAGCAAUGGUUACAACUACCCUGAGCUCCUGCAGUGCCUGCAAGCUCCCAUCCUCUCUGACAGCGUUUGCCGUAAUGCCUACCCUGGCCAGAUCUCCAGCAACAUGAUCUGUCUGGGCUACCUUGAGGGUGGAAAGGACUCUUGCCAGGGUGACUCUGGUGGCCCUGUGGUCUGCAAUGGAGAACUUCAGGGUAUUGUCUCCUGGGGCUAUGGCUGUGCCAUGAAGGGCAAACCCGGUGUCUACACCAAGGUCUGCAACUACGUGAACUGGAUUCGUCAGACUAUGGCUUCUAACUGA